UGCACCGAUUGUGGUGGGACAGUGAUCGAAUAUGAUGCCGCCGCAGGCAACGGCUUCUGUGUAGCGUGCGGGACGGUCGUGGAGGAGAAUACAAUUGUGAACGAAGUCACGUUCGGAGAGACGUCGACUGGUGCUGCCAUGGUGCAGGGUUCAUAUGUCGGCCACGGCGCAACACAUGCCAGGAUCGGAGGACCGUUUGGGAACAGAGGGAACAGUGAGUCGAGGGAGCAGACGAUCGAGAACGCGAACCGCAAGAUAUUGAGUAUCGCUUCUGUACUGCGUCUAUCGGAGUCAGUAUCUACGGCCGCAAGGCGCUAUUAUACCCUCGCUGUAGAGCAUAAAUUUACCAAGGGCCGCAAGAGCCUGAAUGUCGUAGCUGUGUGCUUGUACGUCGCCUGUCGAAAGCAAGAGACGCGUAAGUAUAUGCUCAUUGACUUUUCUGACCUCCUCCAGGUCAACGUCUUCGAGCUCGGGCAUACCUACCUCCAGUUUGUCCAGGCGCUCGAACUGCGCAUCCCCCUGGUGGACCCAUCGCACUAUAUCUCGCGCUUCGCGGCGCUCCUGGAGUUUGGCGACGAGACGCACAAAGUCGCGACCGAUGCCGUGAGACUCGUCCAACGCUUCGACCGCGAUUGGAUGACCAAAGGCCGGAGGCCUGCUGGAAUCUGCGGUGCCGCACUGUUCUUGGCCGCGCGAAUGAAUAAUUUCCGUCGCUCCAUAGAGGAAAUUGUUCAGGUGGUCAAGAUUGCCGACACAACAUUGAAGAAGCGCUUGGACGAAUUCAAGAAAACGCCGAGUGGAUUACUGACGCUGACAGAUUUCCGGACGGUUUGGUUGGAGGAGGAGAUGGAUCCUCCAGCAUUUCUGAAAGGAAAGGAGGAGGAAGAGCAGAAGGAGGAAGAGGAAGGCAAUAAGAGGAAAAGCAAGAAGAAGGGGCAGAAGAGGAAGAGAGUGAGCGAGGGUAAGGAUGUGGAAGGGAAUUUGGCUCUAGACCGACUGGGGAUGGUGUCAACGUUCUUGCGCAAUGAACAGGGCACAUUACUCAAUGAGGCUCUGGAGGCGGCGGCCGAACGACGGCACGCGCAGUUCAGCGUCGUGGACGAGCUCCUAGGAUUGAACGAGGAGGAGCUCGACGCCUUUCUGCUGAGCGAAGAGGAAGUGCGGAUCAAGGAGAGAGUCUGGGUCGAGAUGAACAAGGAGUACUUGGAAGCUAUCGCGUGUCCCGACUCAUUCGUACGUGCGCAGCGUCGGAAAACCAAUACCAAGCCCCGCGAUGCGUCUACGCCGCAGGGUAGCACAGCAGCGGAAUCAGUACAAAGUUUGUUGAAGAAGAAUGCCAAGUAUAGCAAGCGGAUCAACUAUAAUGCCCUCAAAGAUCUCUUCGACGGGGACGAGAAGAUCGAAGGGCAUGGGCUGUACACUAUCGAUGACUACAAGGAGGGAAUAGUCAUCGAAGAGGAAGGCGGCGGCGAUAUAGGGAAGGGUCUCGCUGGCCAUCUUGGGGGUGAUGACGAUGCAGAGGGUGAAGAGGAUGUGGGAAGCCAGAAGGGUGAUGACUACGGAUGGGAAGAUACAUACGAGCAAGAGGUCUGA
Molecule: messenger RNA, 1593 nt
Organism: Heterobasidion irregulare TC 32-1
Lineage: Eukaryota; Fungi; Basidiomycota; Agaricomycetes; Russulales; Bondarzewiaceae
Exons: 6
Biological process (GO): transcription by RNA polymerase III; transcription preinitiation complex assembly; DNA-templated transcription initiation
Cellular component (GO): transcription preinitiation complex; transcription factor TFIIIB complex; nucleus
Molecular function (GO): TBP-class protein binding; RNA polymerase III type 3 promoter sequence-specific DNA binding; RNA polymerase III general transcription initiation factor activity
Source: RefSeq, a predicted model, not a curated record